UGCACGAGUUGAUCAAGUGUUUUGAUGUAUAUAUAAUUAGGUAGUACUGAAAGAGAUGUGAUUUUUCAUAGUGAGUGUUUUUCUGUUGUGACCAGUUUUGCCUUUCUCUGAAGUAAAAACUCCCAAAUACACAGAAGCGUUUUCUUCAAGAUUGAUUACCCAGAUGUCCAACUGAUGCGGCCUGGUCAGCGACAAUCCUGUACCACCAUGAACCUGGAGAAACUACUCGCUCUUGAGCAGGACGAGGUUUCUGUGGAACCGCAUGAUCGGUUACAUAUGGACGAAAGUGACGAGGUAGAUCACCAGCCUCAUCAUAUACAGUUACCUGAGUAUCAGACUGUACAGACCAUUUUACGUGGGGAAACCUUGCAGAAGUCCAACCGAAGCUCUCAUGGCAGUGACACUUCCUCAGCUUACUCAGGAUCUGACACAAUGCAAUCAGUACAGUCCUCAUUGGAGGAUCAAGAAGUGGACCUUUCAGGACUCACAGAAAGUGCUGUGGAUUCAGAUGAUGAAGAGGAUCUUGCAGAGCUGAUUGAGAACCUGUCUGUUAGAGAUACUGUGCGUGAAUGCUUGGAAAGGGACCCUUCAGAGCGUACAGAUGAUGAUAUUGAAGUGUUGUUGGAGUUCAUGCAGCAUUUACCUGCUUUUGCCAACAUUACCUUAGCUGUGAGAAGAGCUUUGUGUGCUGUGAUGGUGUUUGCAGUUGUUGAUAAAGCUGGAACAAUUGUGAUGAACGAUGGAGAGGAACUAGACUCUUGGUCUGUCAUUGUCAAUGGUCAAGUGGAAAUUGAGCUCCCAGAUGAAAGUAUUCAGGAACUUAAUCUUGGUGACAGUUUUGGAAUAACAGCUACCACAGAGAGAAUGUAUCAUCAAGGUCUGAUGAGAACUAAAGUGAAUGACUGUCAAUUUGUAUGCAUAGCACAGAGUGAUUAUCACAAAAUACUCCACCAAGGGGAAGAAAACACUAGGAAACAUGAAGAAGAUGGUCAAGUGGUUCUUAUAACAGAACGAAGAGUCCUGGAUGGGGGCAGUCGGCAGGGUCAUGUAGUCAUCAGGGGCACACCUGAGAGGCUAAUGGCCCAACUGGUGGAGGAAAAUUCCCUUGACCCCAGCUAUGUGGAGGAUUUUCUACUGACUCAGAGGACUUUCAUUAGUUCACCUCUAAUUGUGGGUAGUAACCUUCUUCAGUGGUUUAAAAAUCAUCAACUGCGAGACAAGGUCACAAGGGUUGUUCUCCUAUGGGUUAAUAAUCACUUUACAGACUUUGAAAUGGAUGCAAAUAUGAUGGAAUUUCUGGAAACAUUUGACUCUCUUCUUGAACAAGAGAAAAUGCACAGCCAGCUACGUUUACUAAACAUUGCCUGUGCUACUAAAGCUCGUAGUAGAACUGUUACUUUAGCUCGCUCUACACGAGAUGAUGUUCUUCACUUCUCUAUCCUUGGUGGCUAUGAACGAGGAUUUGGAAUCUUUAUAUCCAAGGUCAGCAAGGGUUCCAAAGCAGAAGACAUGGGACUUCGAAGAGGGGAUCAGAUUCUGGAAGUUAAUGGACAAAGUUUUGAACAUGUGAGCCAUGCUCGAGCUCUGGAAAUUUUACGAGGAACAACACAUCUUUCCAUUACUGUUAGAUCCAACCUUUUAGCUUUUAAAGAAAUGCUCAACACACCUGUGAAUUCUCCUCGACAACAAGUAAGAAAGGUAGCUGAAAUUGCCCACUUACAGCCUAAUCCCAAGGCAAGGUUAUCUUCUCACUUUGACUUGGGAGACAUGAGGGGAAUAGUGGACAUUCCUUUAGAGUUAGGAGUGAAUGCAUUACUCCUGCCUCCAAACUCCCCAACGCUUCAUUGUCGUAAGACAUUAUCUGAUCCUGCAACAAAUAACAAACAGGAAAAGAAAGGGUUCAAGACUCUCAGUAACAGAGUAAAGCUUAAAAAGGCUCUAGCAAAAAUGAACAUUAUACCCAAGUCCAUAAAUAGCGAAAUGCAGCUGAACAGUUCCGAUGACAGUUUGUAUUCCCUAAAUAGUGGCAGCAGUAAUGGAUCAACUUAUCAUCAGGGGACAAGAGGAGGUUCUCCUCAACGAUCUUUUGGGACUGGAUCUCUCUAUCAUAGUCACAGCAACCCAGAUUUAGCAUCUUUGUCAGCUUACUGUGAAUCAGAGUUAAGACCUGAUUUUCCCGAGCAUGUGCUUAAAGUGUACAGAGCAGACCAAACUUUUAAAUAUUUGCUUGUUCAUAAGGAAACUACUGCCAGAGAAGUGGUGAUGUUGUCACUCCGAGAGUUUGGAAUAACAGACUCCAGCAGUAAUUAUUCACUCUGUGAGGUCACUUGUGGAGAAGGAGGUGUUGUUAAGCAACGAAGAUUACCAGAUCAAAUACAAAAUUUAGCAGAGCGUAUAGGACUCAGCAGUCGUUACUACUUAAAGAACAAUUCAUCAACUGAAGCUCUUGUACCUGAUGAUCUAGCAGGAGAACUCUUGCGAGAAAGUCAAAUUAAUUUCCUCCAGUUAAACAGUGUGGAAGUAGCCACCCAACUUACAUUGGAAGAUUUCAACAUUUUCUGCCAUAUUGAACCUACUGAAUACAUUGAAGACCUUUUUGAAAUCCACUCCAGUUAUGGAACACCCACGCUUUCACAGUUUGCUGAGGUAAAUAAGAGAACCAAAGUUCUAUGA
Molecule: messenger RNA, 2673 nt
Organism: Limulus polyphemus (Atlantic horseshoe crab)
Lineage: Eukaryota; Metazoa; Arthropoda; Merostomata; Xiphosura; Limulidae
Product: rap guanine nucleotide exchange factor 2-like
Exons: 15
Coding region: 175-2673 (832 amino acids)
Biological process (GO): positive regulation of GTPase activity; Ras protein signal transduction
Cellular component (GO): plasma membrane; apical plasma membrane
Molecular function (GO): guanyl-nucleotide exchange factor activity; protein binding
Source: RefSeq, a predicted model, not a curated record